GAGGUUCCAGAAGAGGCCUCUCCCCCUGUGGUUUUUUUUUGCCACUCUUCCCUUCCUCGCCAUGGCGACCCCAGACGUGAGCGUUCAUAUGGAGGAGGUGGUGGUGGUAACGACCCCGGACAACAUGGUGGAUGGCAGCGGUGUGGAAGAGGUGAAAACGGUGCUGGUCACCACCAAUCUUUCCCAGCACAGCGAUUUAAAUGAAGAGACCUUAGAGUCAGAAAAUGCAGCUGCUGCAGCCGCUGCCGCCUUUACAGCUUCCACGCAUCUGAAAGAAGCCCUUUUAGUGAAGAUGGCCGAAGGAGACGAGUGCGUGGAAGCGGAGAUUGUUUACCCCAUCACCUGUGGAGACAGCAAAGCCAACCUGAUAUGGCGGAAGUUUGUCUGUCCCGGCAUCAAUGUGAAAUGCGUCCAGUACAACAACCACUUGAUAAGUCCCAAGGAAUUUGUGCAUUUGGCUGGCAAAUCCACCCUGAAGGACUGGAAGAGGGCGAUCCGGAUGAAUGGGAUUAUGCUAAGAAAGAUCAUGGAUUCAGGCGAGCUCGACUUCUACGAACACACCAAGGUGUGCUCCAAUACCUGUCGAAGCACCAAAAUAGAUUUGACAGGAGCCAGAGUCUCUCUGACCAGCCAGACUUCAACUGAGUACAUCCCUCUCACCCCCGCCUCUGCAGAUGUCAAUGGAUCGCCUGCCACUAUCACCAUAGAAACUUGCGAGGACUCCACCGAUUGGACCACCAGUAUCGGAGAUGAUACUUUCGCGUUCUGGCGAGGUUUGAAGGAAGCCGGCCUGCUGGAAGAAGUGAUCCAGGAGUUCCACCUGGAGCUGAUGGAGAUGAUGAAGGCCCUCCAGCAGAGGGUUCGGGACCCCCCUUUGCAGCUCAGCGAUGCCGUCUUACUCAACAAUACCGUCCAGAACUUUGGCAUGUUAGAUCUGGUGAAGAAAGUUUUGGCGAGCCACAAAUGCCAAAUGGACCGUUCCAGAGAGCAAUACACCCGAGACUUAGCAGCUUUGGAACAGCAGUGCGACGAGCACCGGAAGAGAGCGAAGGAGCUGAAGCACAAAUCGCAGCAUCUCAACAACGUCCUGAUGACCCUGACGCCGGUCUCCCUUCCGUCCCAGGCUGCGAAGCGCCCCAGGCUGACCAGGGCCACGUCGGGUCCCCCGGCCAUCACCUCUCAAAUCCUGACCCAGUCGGCGCAGAUUGCCCUGGCCCCGGGAAUGCCCAUCACUCAGCUCGCCAACCUGCCCCUCGGCAAAGUGGUCUCGACUCUCCCGGCGUCCACCCUCGGGAAGACCGUGACGCAGGUCACCUCCGCGAACUCUCCAGUCUCUCCGCUGCUGGGCGGCUACACCGUCCUGGCCUCCGCGGGGUCCGCUUUCCCUAACACCGUCGAGAUCCACCCGGACGCCUCCAACCUCACGGUCCUGAGCACGGCGGCCAUCCAAGACGGCAGCACCGUGCUGAAAGUGGUCAGCCCCAUCCAGCUGCUCACCCUCCCCGGACUGAGCACGGCCAUCCAGAACAUGACGCAGGUGGCUCCCGGAGGGAGCACCAUCGUGACCGUGCCGUCCAGUGUCGUCGAGGGCAGCCCGGCCACGGAAGAGCACACCACCAUCGAGGUGACAACGGUAGCAGACGAGCUAGAGCAGAAGUGAAACACGGGACGCGGGUCCCCUUUCCGGGGAGGGGAGCACUCUGCGCUUGCUCCCCACAGCAGUGCCUCUGCGGAGGAGGAGAGGAGGAUGCUGGGAACAGAGAGAGAGAGAGAGAGAGGCUGGCUGGUGGGAAAACAGAGAGGCUGGAAUCCCAGGAGAGAGAGAGGGAAGCUGGGGGAGCACAGCGGGAACGAUGGAGGGGAACAAAUCGCUGUUCCGCAAGAACCGUCGAAACCGAGAGACAGUGUCGUUUCCAUCCUCUCUCGUAUGAGCACUGUCCGUCCCCUAGCCGUCUCAGCCUGGAACGCAAGAGUUUGUAGGAUUGAGCAGAGCAAGCAAGAUAAGUUUCAGAGUGGGAAAAAAAUACAAUAAAAGGGAUGGCGAGACGACGAGGCAGGUGGCUGCUGCAGCUCCAGAAAUGGCAGUGGAGGCACCCCGGAGGCAUUAUAGCCUGGGCUCAGCUGUGGUUCGGGUUGCCGUGCACACGUUCCCAAGUCAUACAGGGCCAGCGGCUGGUCCCCCCCAGGCCUUGUCUCAGAGUGAAGGCGAAGAGAAGUGCUCUGGAAGGUGGCCGCGUACAGGACGGGCGCGGAAGCUCGAGAAGGGACCGUUUGGUUUGCAAAACGCGCUUUACGAGGCGACGGCGGGCGAGAGGUUUCCCCGACGGACUUCGGAUCACCGGUUUCUGAAUGCCAGUCAGUUGAUAUAUCGUGGUGUCUCCUAAUUGUGCGAAACUCGUGGCUUUACGCUUCAAGGCCCAAGCGUUCCGGUGGGGGGUGGGGGUGGGAUGGGCUGCAUGCAACGCUGCUUGGGUAGAGAAAAGCUCACACGUAUUGAGGCUUUAAAGGGCCUCUUCCUUCAUCGGCGCUGAACGUCUAACGCCCAAGCUCCUUCCGUGUCCACUCCGAUCUACCAUAGCUGGUGAGCUUUUAUCUGCUGCCAUUUGUUCGAAAAGGAGAGACUGGGUGGAAGGGUCCUUGUGUGGAAAAGGCGGCUGGCAGCUCUUGAGCGAUCCGGGACUGCUUAGCUGGCUUUGGAGGUCUUGGAGACCUCUGAUUUCAAAAAAACAAAGGGGUGCUCGAGAGAGAGUAACGUCUGAACGGUGUCUCCAGCUGCAAGCUGAUCGGAUGCUUGCAGUACGUGCUUAUCCACCAAUAGCAGUGAAACCUGUUCUCCUCAGUUAACCUAUAAAGUUGUUUUGGAAAAACA
Messenger RNA from Heteronotia binoei (common prickly gecko), 2869 nucleotides. It is a transcript of the gene GMEB2, whose product is annotated as glucocorticoid modulatory element binding protein 2. Gene Ontology annotation, cellular component: nucleus. The record is from RefSeq and is a predicted model, not a curated record. Gene Ontology annotation, biological process: positive regulation of transcription by RNA polymerase II. The coding region runs from base 62 to 1660 and encodes 532 amino acids. The transcript is spliced from 9 exons. Gene Ontology annotation, molecular function: RNA polymerase II cis-regulatory region sequence-specific DNA binding; DNA-binding transcription activator activity, RNA polymerase II-specific. NCBI's taxonomy places the organism in Eukaryota, Metazoa, Chordata, Lepidosauria, Squamata, Gekkonidae.